Hansenula ciferrii is the source of this 1521-nucleotide messenger RNA. RefSeq names its product NADPH-adrenodoxin reductase (gene ARH1). The record is from RefSeq and is a predicted model, not a curated record. Gene Ontology annotation, biological process: ubiquinone biosynthetic process. Bases 1 to 1521 code for a protein of 506 amino acids. Gene Ontology annotation, cellular component: mitochondrion. Lineage: Eukaryota; Fungi; Ascomycota; Saccharomycetes; Phaffomycetales; Wickerhamomycetaceae. The transcript has a single exon.
AUGUUUCGUCCUAGAAUAUCGAGUCCAUCGUACAGAAUAAUAUCGUUCCGUCGGUUUCAAUCUCAGUUCAACGUUGCCAUAAUAGGUUCAGGUCCUGCUGGGUUUUAUACUGCACACCAUCUAAUUAAUAAAGAUAAAAAUGUUAAAGUUGAUAUUUUUGAAAAAUUACCUACUCCAUUUGGAUUAUCAAGGUAUGGUGUUGCUCCAGAUCAUCCUGAAGUUAAGAAUUGUGAAGAUACUUUCAAUGAAGUUGCCAAUAAAACUGAUCAAUUUAAAUUCUUCGGUAAUGUUACAGUGGGUAAAGAUAUUUCAUUAGAAGAAUUGAAUAAAAGAUAUAAUGCUAUAGUGUUCUCUUAUGGCUGUACGCAAGAUAAUCAUUUAGGAAUUCAAGGUGAAAAUUUACCUGGUGUUAUUAGUGCAAGAAAGUUUGUUGGUUGGUAUAAUGGAUUACCUGAAUGUAAAGAUUUAAAUCCUCCAUUAGAUCAAGUUGAAAAUGUUGUGAUUAUAGGGAAUGGUAAUGUUGCAAUAGAUGUUGCAAGAAUAUUACUUACACCACCUGAAAAUUUGAAAAAAACAGAUAUAGCUUCAAAUGCUAUUAAUUUCUUACAAAAAUCUAAUUUAAAAAAUGUUAAAAUUGUUGCAAGAAGAGGUUUUUUGGAAAGUGCAUUUACAAAUAAAGAAAUUAGAGAAUUAUUAGAAUUAGAACAAUUUGGUAUCAAAUUUGAAGGUAUUGAUUCUAAAAUAUUUGAUCCAAUUGUUCCAUUCAAGAAAAAAUUCGAUAGAGUUGUAUCAAGAAGAAUUGAUUUAAUUUUAAAUGCAAUGACUCCACCAAAUCAACGUAAAAGAUUAAAAUAUUCAAUACCUGAAUUAUCCACAAAGACAUGGUCUUUAGAAUAUUUGAAAACUCCAAUGGAAAUAUAUCCAAAUUCUACAAAUUCAAAUUUGGUUUCUUCAAUAAAAUUUCAAGAAAAUAAAUUAUAUCAUGAUGAACCUGAUUCACCAGCUAAAGUUAAACCAAUUCCAAAUGAAACAAAUUUAUUAAAAUCUGAAUUAAUAAUUACAAGUAUUGGUUAUAAAGGUAUUCCUAUACCAGGUAUGGAGAAAUUAAGUAUUGUAUUCAAUGACAAAAAAGGUACAGUAUUAAAUGAAAAUGGUCGGUUAAUUGAUAAUUCUGGAAUUCCCUUACCAGGUUUAUAUUCAUCAGGAUGGAUUAGAAAAGGUUCAGCUGGGGUGAUUGCAUCAACAAUGAUGGAUUCUUUCACCACAGCGGAUUUGAUUCUAAAAGAUUAUCAAGAUGGAUUAUUAAAUAAAGAUUCUAAUACUGAAGAUUUAUCAUUAAAAAAUUCUGUUAAUUGGGAUGAUUGGGAAAGGUUAAAUAAAUUUGAAAAGAGAUUAGGUGAAUCUUUAGGGAAACAUAGAUUUAAAAUUCAAAAUGUUGGAAAAAUGUUGGAAAUUAUUAGAGAUGAUUCCAAAAAUGAAGAUGAACAAUUUGAAAAAUUUAAAUCUCAAUUCAUCAAUUAG